Molecule: messenger RNA, 922 nt
Organism: Vigna angularis (adzuki bean)
Lineage: Eukaryota; Viridiplantae; Streptophyta; Magnoliopsida; Fabales; Fabaceae
Product: DNA-directed RNA polymerase V subunit 5C
Exons: 4
Coding region: 88-729 (213 amino acids)
Biological process (GO): DNA-templated transcription
Molecular function (GO): DNA-directed RNA polymerase activity; DNA binding
Source: RefSeq, a predicted model, not a curated record
CCUCACUCUCCCAUAACAGAAAAGUGAAACGACAGAUAAUUUCAUUUGUAUUUGUAUUUGCAUUUGCAUCUACAUUUUGCAGCGACAAUGGAUUGCAUCGCAAGUUUGAUAGACAACGGGAGCGUUGAGAGCAGUCGCUACUUCCUGAGCCGUCGAACGGUGUUGGAAAUGCUCGCAGACAGAGGCUACGACGUCGUUCAGCACGCAAACCUCAUCUCCUCGCUGAGCGACUUCCGUUCCCGCUUCGGUCAACAACCAAACCAUGAAGACCUCGGUUUCUGCGUUUCGCAUCUCUCCAAUCCCUCCAACACUGUCCAGGUCGCGUUUGCCGGAACCGAUGCUAUAAAAGUGGGAACCGUCAUGGAAAUAUGCAGCCGGAUUGUCGACAGCGGAAACUUGAAAUCGCUCAUAAUCAUUGUGCAGAGCAAAAUCACUUCCUUCGCACAGAAAAAAUUGAUGAACUUGCCAUACAAAGUUGAGAUUAUCAGGAUUGAAGAUUUGCUGAUCAACAUUACAAAGCAUGUUUUACAACCAAAGUAUGAGAUACUGACUGAUGAAGAGAAGAAAGCACUGCUCACCAAGCAUAGCUUGGAAGAGAAGCAGCUUCCUUGCAUGUUAAAAACUGAUGGUAUAGCUCGCUAUUAUGGGCUGGAGAAAGGACAAGUUGUCAGAAUCACUCAUAGUGGUCCAGUGGUUGAUUCUCACGUGACUUACCGUUGUGUUGCAUAGUACAUCUGUUUCAUAUGAUGCUUAAGGUAACAAAAAAUAAUUAUAUGUUAUAUCUCUUUAAAAACUGUAAGCAAUGAUGGCAAAAAGUUUAUUAUGGUGGAGCCAUUGCAAGAGGAGGCUAUUAGUAGAACAUUUUUAAAUGUACUUAGAAAUAUAGUAGAAUUAUAUUAUAAUCACAUGUUAGAUUAGUUAA